Molecule: messenger RNA, 1785 nt
Organism: Pseudopipra pipra
Lineage: Eukaryota; Metazoa; Chordata; Aves; Passeriformes; Pipridae
Gene: DNAJA4
Product: DnaJ heat shock protein family (Hsp40) member A4
Exons: 8
Coding region: 206-1402 (398 amino acids)
Biological process (GO): response to heat; protein refolding
Cellular component (GO): cytosol; cytoplasm
Molecular function (GO): ATP binding; Hsp70 protein binding
Source: RefSeq, a predicted model, not a curated record
CGGCGUCAUUCCAGAAGAUUCGGCCGGAGCCCGUAUAAAGGGCGCGGAGGGGGCGGGGCCGCGCCGGGAGCGCAGAGCGGGCGGCGGGAGCGGCGGCGGGAUCAGCACCGGGGUCGGCACCAGCACCGGCACCGGCACCGGGAUCGGCACCGGGAUCGGCACUGGCACCAGGGUCAGCACCGGCACCAGGGCACCCACAGCCACCAUGGUGAAGGAGACCGAGUACUACGACAUCCUGCAGGUGAAGCCCAACGCUUCCUCCGAGGAGAUCAAGCGCGCCUACCGCAAGCUGGCGCUGAAAUACCACCCCGACAAGAAUCCCAGCGAGGGCGAGCGGUUUAAACUUAUAUCCCAGGCAUAUGAAGUUCUGUCGGACCCAAAGAAAAGGGACCUCUAUGACCAGGGUGGGGAGCAGGCUAUUAAAGAAGGAGGCCUGAGUGGCGGCAGCUUCUCUUCACCCAUGGACAUCUUUGACAUGUUCUUUGGUGGUGGAGGCCGAAUGAAUAGAGAGAGAAGAGGCAAAAAUGUUGUGCACCAGUUAGGUGUCUCUCUUGAAGACUUAUAUAAUGGUAUUACAAGGAAACUGGCACUGCAAAAGAAUGUUAUUUGUGCAAAGUGUGAAGGUUAUGGUGGAAAGAGAGGGGCAGUGGAAAAAUGUCCUGUGUGCAAAGGAAGAGGAAUGCAAGUCAUAGUCCAGCAGAUCGGCCCUGGCAUGGUGCAGCAAAUCCAAACUGUGUGUCCAGAAUGCAAAGGCCAAGGGGAAAGAAUAAAUCCCAAGGACAGGUGUGACAACUGCAAUGGCUGUAAGGUGGUGAGAGAGAAAAAGAUCAUAGAAGUCCAUGUUGAUAAAGGUAUGAAAGAUGGUCAGAAGAUAGUGUUUCAUGGAGAAGGUGACCAGGAACCUGAUUUGGAGCCUGGAGAUGUUAUAAUUGUGCUGGAUCAAAAGGAUCACAGUGUCUUUCAGAGACGAGGGCAUGACUUAAUCACAAAAAUGAGAAUUCAACUCUCAGAGGCUUUAUGUGGUUUCAAAAAGACCAUUGAAACUCUGGAUAACAGAGUCCUUGUCAUAACAUCUAGGCCAGGUGAGGUGAUCAAACACGGUGACCUGAAGUGUAUCUACAACGAAGGGAUGCCCGUCUACAAAUCUCCAAUGGACAAAGGCAGCCUCAUUAUCCAGUUCUUGGUCCAGUUUCCAGAGCACUACUGGCUCCCUCGGGAGAAGCUGUCUCUGCUGGAAGCUCUGCUUCCCUCCCGAGAAGAUGUGAUGGUCACAGACGACAUGGAUCAGGUGGACCUUGAGGAUUUUGAUCCCAACGAGCAAACCUACCGGAACAGCGCGGGAGAGGCGUACGAGGAGGAUGAGGAGGGCCCAAGAACAGGAGUACAGUGUCAGACAUCUUAAAGCAAGGUGGAGGGGAUGGCAUCUACCAUGUAAAUUUUCACAAUGAAAACUGCAUGGCUGUAAUAGCCACUGCUUGUGGUUUUUGUGUUCAGCAAAUUGAGUUGCUGCGCUGUCGGUAUCACCUUUUUGUAACUAAUUUAUAUUGUGUUCUUGUAGUCUUUCUAUAUAAAGCCAAUGUCACACAGCUGAGAGCCAGCUGAGUUGGUAAACAUUUUCCUUGCUGUGAAGGUUCUCAAUUUAUUUCACCUCUGCUAUUUCUAAGACUUGGGCAAUAUGGAUAGAGGCUAAGUGGAGUGUCUUAUGUAAAUACUUUCAUACUGGAAAAUUAAUUUCAUAGAAUAAAACAUAGCAGAAUAACUUCUAAUAAAUAGUACUUCACAUUU